GGGAGGCCGUACUGGGAGGUGGCGCUGGGAGCACUGGGAGCCCGUACUGGGAGCACUGGGAGAUGACACUGGGAGGCUGUACUGGGGGUACUGGGAGAUGACACUGGGAGGCAGCACUGGGAGCCCGUACUGGGAGCGCUGGGAGGCAGCACUGGGAGCCCGUACUGGGAGCGCUGGGAGGCAGCACUGGGAGCCCAUACUGGGAGCCCAUACUGGGAGCGCUGGGAGCCCGUACUGGGAGCGCUGGGAGGCAGCGUGCCCCACGCCGGGCGCCCCGUGGCCGUGCCGCAGCCUCGCGCCUGGUGCCGGAGCAGGGGGAGCUGCGGUUGGUGGCCUCCGGCCCGGGCCCCACGGCCGCCGUGCUCUGGGGGUGGGCGCAGCGCAACGGCCGCCUGCGGGACCUGCUGGAGCUGCUGCGGGGGCUGCGCCUGCUGCGGGCACACGACAUGCUGGCCGCCUGGUACCCCGGUCUGGCCCCCCCCACGGAGCCCCCCCCGCUGCCCCCCCUGGAGCCCCCCCCGCUCUGCGUGCCCCCCAGCCCCCGCCUGCUGCCCACGGCCCCCCCGGGCCCCCCCUCGGACGCCAGCACCGUCUCUGCGUGGGACCCCCCGAAACGGCCCCCCCCAGAGCCGUCCCUGCCCCUCCCGGGGCCCCCCCCCCCAGCGCCCUGCUCAGCACCCCCAGCCUGGGACCCCCAUUGCCGGCCCCCCCGGCCCCCCCCGACGAGGCGCUGGCCUCGCUGUGCUCGUCCUUGGCCUCGCUGCGCCCCGGGCCGCCCCCCCCCGCCCCCCCGGCCGUCGUCGCCCCCCCCGUCCCCCCUCCGUUCCGCUGGGGGCUGGGGGAGCUGGCGGGGGCCACGGGGGGCUUCGCCGACACCCACAAGGUGGGGGAGGGCGGCUUCGGGGUGGUCUAUCGCGCCCGCCUGCGCCACACCGACUACGCCGUCAAGCGCCUGCGGCAGGACGCCGACCUCGACUGGGGCGUCCUCGUUAACAGCUUCGUUACCGAGGUGGAGAAACUCUCACGGUACCGGCACCCCAACAUCGUGGAGCUGUCGGGGGUCUGCGCCGAGGGGGGGCACUUCUGCCUGGUCUACGUCUUCAUGGCCAACGGGUCCCUGCAGCAGCGCCUGGGGGCGCAGUGCCCGCAGCCCCCCCUGACGUGGGGCCAGCGCCUGCACGUGCUGCUGGGCACGGCCAGAGCCCUCCAGUUCCUGCACCGCGACACCCCCGCGCUGGUGCACGGCGACGUCAAGAGCUCCAACAUCCUGCUGGACGCGGGGCUGAGCCCCCGGCUGAGCGACUUCGGGCUGGCGCGGCCCCCCCGGGGGGGAGCGGGGGGCAGCAGCACCGGCAGCCUGGGGGGGUCGCGCAGCCUGCGGGGGACCCUGGCCUACCUGCCCCCCGAAUACCUGCGGGGGGGGGCCCUCACCCCCGCCCUCGACACCUACAGCUUCGGCGUGGUGCUGCUGGAGGUGCUGACGGGGCGCCCGGCCAUGGAGACGGACGCCCGCGGUCGGACCACCUACCUGAAGGAGCUGCUGGAGGAAGCCGAGGACGAGGACGAGGGGUGGUCGGGGCCCCCCCCGGACCCCCGAGCCGGGCUGCCCCCCCCCGGCCUGGCGACCGCCCUGUCCCGCCUGGCCGCCCGCUGCCUCCGCCGCCGCGGCAAACGCCGACCCGCCAUGGCGCAGGUGUACGAGGAGCUGGAGCGGCUGCAGGAGGGGGCCCCCCCCGCGCCCCCCAACCAGCCGCAGGAGAGCGAGGAAGAGGAGGAGGCGGCGGCUGCGGCCCCCCCGGGGGUCGUCAUCAACCCGGCGCGGCGGCGGCUGAUGGAGCGGUUGGCGCUUUACCGACAGGGCCGCCUCGACUCGCUGGGGCUGCUGGCCUCGGGGGGGCCCCCCGCCAUGGCGGCCGCCCCCCAGCCGCAGGAGAGCGACGACUCCCAGCCCUGAGGGGAGAGGCGCACACGCAACCCCCCCCCCCAGAAAUAAACCCCAAAUAAACCGCGGUUCUU
Messenger RNA from Grus americana (Whooping crane), 2016 nucleotides. RefSeq names its product interleukin 1 receptor associated kinase 1 (gene IRAK1). The record is from RefSeq and is a predicted model, not a curated record. Gene Ontology annotation, cellular component: plasma membrane. Gene Ontology annotation, biological process: protein phosphorylation. Gene Ontology annotation, molecular function: ATP binding; protein kinase activity. Bases 98 to 1954 code for a protein of 618 amino acids. The transcript is spliced from 13 exons. NCBI's taxonomy places the organism in Eukaryota, Metazoa, Chordata, Aves, Gruiformes, Gruidae.